UUAACAUUAUGUAUUGACACAGUCGAGAAAAUAAACCAUUACUAUGAGACGGGCGAAGAAGUUGACAUCAUCUAUUGACAUUCCUUUCACGGGUACUUUUUUUUUUAAUAACACAUAUUCCGUGUGCGUGUCUCCAUCGUAUAUCCACAUGUUCUCCACCCCUUCCUCAUAAUCCAAAAUGUAUAAAUACACUCGACACAUUCGUCUACUACAACAAACUACAAACUACCAACAAAUACAAAAUUCAUCAAUAAUACUCAGUACGCCAGAUUCAAUUAAUCAAAAUUCAAAAGCUGAAAUUUUACUUCGACCAACAACAACGAUGAAUAACUCGAGUUCGUGCUCCUCAGUCAGGAUGGAAGCAUCCGAUGAACAAAGUUUUUUAUUAGCAUCGAGCAAACCGAAGAAGAAUGCGGGGAGAAAGAAGUUCAAGGAAACACGCCACCCGAUUUAUCGAGGAGUGAGGAGGAGGAACAAUGACAAGUGGGUUUGCGAAGUGCGCGAGCCGAGUGAACAAAAGCGAAUAUGGUUGGGUAGUUACCUAACCGCAGAAAUGGCAGCGCGCGCUCAUGACGUAGCUGCAUUGGCUCUAAGAGGACAGUUAGCCACUCUUAAUUUCGCGGACUCCGCUUGGCUGUUGCAAGUGCCCGUGUCGAAUGACCCCAAGGAGUUACGCCAAGCGGCUGCUAGAGCUGCAGAGGCGUUUGGGCCAAGAGGAAAUAGUAAUAUUAACGUUGAUGUUGAUAUUGGUGAUGAGGAAAUGAAGGAGGUAGAACCACAAGAUAAUGUCGUAGAUAAUUAUAACGUGGUGGUUGAAGAAAAUGGUAGUAAUGUUAUGUAUAGCAGCUCAUGUGGGAUAGAGGAAUGGCAGGCAAACAUGGAACAAGGAUGUAUGUUUUCACCAAAUCCAUGCUUAUAUGGAAGUCAUUUUAGCUGGGAUGAGGACGUGGAAAGUGAUGUUGAGGUGUCCUUGUGGAAUUAUUCUCUUUGAUCUUCAUCUAUCUAUAUUCUAUAAUCAUGGAACAUUUUUUGCCGCUUUUAGUAGGCAAUGUAUUUUUACAAUAUAAAAGGGCGGUUUCGACGCGCCUUCAAUUUUAUUUUAUUGAAUGUUUA
This is a messenger RNA of Capsicum annuum, 1113 nucleotides long. RefSeq names its product dehydration-responsive element-binding protein 1C. The transcript has a single exon. Gene Ontology annotation, biological process: regulation of DNA-templated transcription. The record is from RefSeq and is a predicted model, not a curated record. NCBI's taxonomy places the organism in Eukaryota, Viridiplantae, Streptophyta, Magnoliopsida, Solanales, Solanaceae. Gene Ontology annotation, molecular function: DNA-binding transcription factor activity; DNA binding. Bases 179 to 991 code for a protein of 270 amino acids.